Molecule: messenger RNA, 465 nt
Organism: Ctenocephalides felis (cat flea)
Lineage: Eukaryota; Metazoa; Arthropoda; Insecta; Siphonaptera; Pulicidae
Product: protein dispatched homolog 1-like
Exons: 4
Coding region: 34-465 (143 amino acids)
Source: RefSeq, a predicted model, not a curated record
AGUUUAUUAUUAUAAGCAAAGAAAAAUGAUAACAUGCAAUUUUAUAGUCGAUUAUUAGAUUCAAAUCCGCUAGUAUUCUUGUUGAUAGUUGGUCUUUUUGCUUCAACCACAUUAAUUGUGCCUUUUUUUAUUAAAGACAUUCCAGAUUUUGCAGACCCUGUGCUGGGUUUUGAAGCUCGAGGAACUGAAAUCUCUAAUCGAAUUACAACAUGGCAAAAUUUGUUAGAUGCAACAGGCCCAUCUGGUUUGCUUACCGUCAAUCCAAGAGAAUUAUUGAAAUCUCAAAAAAACAAGAUCGAUGUUUUCUCAAAUACGGAGGAUAUAACCAAGAUUCAUUAUGAUGAAUUUUUUUGUGGCUAUCCAAGGCCAGAUUAUGCUCAUUUUGUGAUAUCACAAUCUGAUCCAGAAGAAUCAUUGUUUUCAUUGCAUUCAUUACUUAAUAUGUGUGAACUCAACAAAAUUUAA